AUGUCAGGUGUUUUCCAUGAUGCACAGGAAACGUCUUGCAACGCUCUGGUGAAAACCAUCACCGACUUGCGGGAGCACCUGGAAGAAGCACACAAACUCCAGUUCAAAACCAUAGAGACGGAAUUCGUUGGGGAAAAGGCGUUCAAUCGUUGGAAGGCCCAGGUUGAGCAUAUUGAAUGCGUUUGCUUCGUCAUGAAGAAAUCCAAAGUCACCCCAACUGAGCGCCAGCGAUACUUUUACUGCCAGAGAAGCGCUCUGUGCAGCGUAAACAAUAAGAACGUGAACUGCACGGCUCAGCUCCUGGUCAAGGAGAAUAGUCGCAGUGGCAGCAUAAUUGUGACGGGUUGCUUGACGCAUUACGGUCAUUCGAUGACGACGCGGCAAUUCAUCGAAUCUAUUUCGAAAAGACCGAGGAUAAGAGAAGGUGGGGUUGCCGGCCAGGAGGUGGACAUGUCUGUCAUCAGCGGCCAGCUUCUAGCAAUAUACGAGCUGGCGAUCAUCAAGAAGAAGCAGAAAUCGGUCGAUAAGAUUUGCGCAGCACUUCGUGACCUCUACGACUGCCUCAAAGAUUACGAUGAGGACGAUGAAACCCUACCAGGCCUCGAAGAAACCCAAGCUUGGCGACGGACAGCCGCGCGGGAGGUCGCUGAGCGAGAGCGACAAGCUAUCGCUGAGUCCACGAUAUAGCUCACUACAGCGAAUGUUUUCCGGAUGUGUUCUCUAGAUUUUAAUGGAAUAGGUAACAGUCU
Molecule: messenger RNA, 749 nt
Organism: Galendromus occidentalis (western predatory mite)
Lineage: Eukaryota; Metazoa; Arthropoda; Arachnida; Mesostigmata; Phytoseiidae
Exons: 6
Coding region: 1-687 (228 amino acids)
Source: RefSeq, a predicted model, not a curated record